This is a messenger RNA of Pomacea canaliculata, 4290 nucleotides long. RefSeq names its product sodium- and chloride-dependent GABA transporter 1-like. Bases 675 to 2885 code for a protein of 736 amino acids. Gene Ontology annotation, biological process: sodium ion transmembrane transport. The record is from RefSeq and is a predicted model, not a curated record. NCBI's taxonomy places the organism in Eukaryota, Metazoa, Mollusca, Gastropoda, Architaenioglossa, Ampullariidae. The transcript is spliced from 14 exons. Gene Ontology annotation, cellular component: membrane.
CGCUGUCAGGGUAAAGGGACAGCACCCGAGCCGCGACACUGUUGCCAGCGGUUGUCGACCCCUCGCUACGUGUGUGCGCGUGCGUGUGAGUAUAUAUGUGUGUGUGAGGGGAAGGGGGAGGGUGAGCUGUAUGUGUGGCUUGGCCCUCACCAAUAAAAAAAAAAAGUAUUGGGUACUCCUCAGACGGCGGCUGUUUGUGGAAAGAGGGAAGAGGGAAGUCUCAGCUCUGCAGGACGAGAAGCGUUGACAUCACUUUGUUUGAAUGUGCUGCUCAGCAGUUGGAACUCUACGUGUCUGGCCAUUUCUGGCAGUUUGUCUCUCCAGCAAAGUUCGAAAUGGCACAGCUACAACAACCACGACCUAUGCUGCUGUAUUAUUCGCUCCACGGAUAGGUGCGGACUUGUGGUAGAAAACUUCAGUCAUCUGUUCUUCUGUUGUAACCGCCUUUAUUAUCUUUCACAUUUUUUAAGGUGUUUGAGGGCUUUGGUCCUACCAUAUCUUGCAAAGACGGGCCAGCCUCCUGGUGGCUUUACAAGGGGAAAAAGGUUGGACAAGAAAAAGAAUUUUUUUUUUUACUGAAAGUGGAAAAUAAGUAUUUGUUUUCUUCUUUAGAAAAAAAUUCCAACCAGGACUGCUUAGUACAGAUAUGUCUCUCCGGCACCACCUUGUAUGUGAUGACAUCCGCUGACACGCCGCACAGUGGCAGAUGCACUUGCUUAGCUCCCAGCUACAGCCGCGAAAAAAGGUUUCAAAAUUCUUCAGUCAAUCGCUGUUGCAAACUCCGGCUGCGGCGCAGCAGCAGUAGUAGCAGCAGCAGCCACAGAAAACCAUCUUCUAACCCUACAGCAACUUCCUGUCCUAACCAAGCAGCAUCCGUGGCAAGUUUGACUCUCUCCUCAAGGUUCGCAUCGUCGUCCUCCACCAUGGACAAGCAGCAACAACAGCAGCAACACAGACACGACAAGAAAGAAUGCAUGGAGCUGGUCAUGGACGGCCGGCUGCCCACCCUGGGUUGCAGCGUACCCGGGGAGGCCACGGCCCCCGUGGAGGUGAACGGGAGGACCAUCGAGGCCAAGCUGGACGACAUCCCGGAGCGCGAGAACUGGAGCGGAACCGUGGAGUUUGUGUUGGCGUGUGUGGGACAAUGCAUCGGCCUCGGCAACGUGGUCCGCUUCCCUUACCUCUGCUACAAAAACGGUGGAGGAGCGUUCCUGGUGCCCUACGUGAUGACAGCGGUCUUCGCUGGGAUCCCCAUGUACUUCAUGGAGCUGGCUCUGGGACAGUGGCUCAGUGUCGGCGGCCUCGGCGUCUGGGUCAUCUGCCCUAUAUGGAAGGGUGUGGGCUACGCGGCGACUAUCAUGGCUGCCUGGCUGAACACCUACUACAUCAUCGUGCUGGCCUGGGCAGUGUUCUACCUCUGCAGCUCCUUCGUGUCUGUCCUGCCCUGGGCGUCCUGUGGAAACUUCUGGAAUACCGAGGCGUGUCUGUCUGAGUACGACAGACACAAGUUGCCAGUCAAGUGCUACAAUGGUUCAUCCUAUCUUGAAUUUAACGUCACCAAGGAAUUCAACGCUUCUUACAUCUUCGAAAAAUACAAAGAUUACACGUGCAGCCAAGAGUACGACCCCAACCGGUUUUCCUCACCAGUCAAGGAAUUCUGGGAACGCAAUGCUCUCCAGAUCUCAGAAGGCAUCGACACACCUGGCACCGUCCGCUGGCAGUUGGCGCUGUGUCUGCUGUUCAUCUGGGUGGUGGCUUAUUUCUGCAUCUGGAAAGGUGUCAAAUGGACUGGCAAGGUUGUUUACUUCACGGCCUUGUUUCCCUAUGUGCUGCUGACCAUUCUGCUCAUUCGAGGGGUGACCUUACCCGGAGCUCUGGAGGGCAUCAAAUUCUACAUCGUCCCUGACAUGACGAGGCUAAAAGAUUCGUCGGUGUGGAUAGACGCAGCCUCCCAGGUCCUCUUCUCCUACGGUGUGGGACUGGGAACACUGAUAGCACUCGGCAGUUACAAUAAGUAUCACCACAACAUCUACAGGGACGCAGUCAUGAUCUCCUGUCUCAACAGCUCGACAAGUUUUUUUGCCGGCUUUGUCAUUUUUUCAUUCAUCGGCUUCAUGUCUCACGAACAGAAACGACCAGUGAGCUCGGUGGCAGAUAGUGGCCCGGGGCUGGCCUUCUUGGCCUAUCCCAACGGAGUCACCCAGCUCCCUAUUUCACCCCUGUGGUCCGUGUUGUUCUUCUUCAUGAUCCUCAUGCUGGGACUGGACAGUCAGUUCUGCACGUGCGAGGGUUUCUUCACGUCGUUGAUUGACGAGUUUCCUCGACUUCUUCGUCGUCGUCGUGAGAUUUUCAUCGCUGUCGUCUGCUUCAUCUCUUAUCUGGUUGGCCUGUCGUGCAUCACGGAGGGUGGGAUGUACGUGUACACAAUUUUUGACACCUACUCCGCCAGUGGCAUCGGGCUUCUUACCCUCAUCUUCUUCGAGUGCAUCGCGAUUGGCUGGUCAUAUGGUGUGAACCGGUUCUAUGAGAACCUGAAGGAUAUGUUUGGGUUUUAUCCCUGCUUCUUGUGGAAAAUCUGCUGGACUGUGACUACCCCGCUCAUUACCAUGGGUGUGGUCCUGUUCAACAUCGUCACCUAUGUACCCGUGAAGUACGUCAACUACAGCUUCCCCACCUGGGCUCAUGUCAUCGGAAUCAUGAUGGCCAUGUCCUCCGUUGGGAUGAUCCCCAUCUACAUGGUCUACAAGUUCUUCACAACUGGAGGUCCGAUUAGAAAGCGUUUUAAAAUACUGUUUCGGCCCGACAUCAACAUCGUUCGGGGGGACGCGCCGCCCCCUUACAGCUCCAUACCUCGUACAACCUCCAGCGGUGUCGUGCCUCUUUGAUGCCUCACCAACGGUCAUCGAGAUGCCUCUUCAUGGGCGCUGUACUACUAAUCAGGGGGAGUUGCAAACGACUGAAGUGGUACAACGGGAAAAAAAAUAGAAGGAGUGCAUGGUUUCUCGACUCGAAAUCGCUUUUUACCGAAUGACACUAUAGAAGUUUGUGUGUCUAGUACCAACGCGCAGUUUGAACUCAUUGUUUCAACUGUUUACUACAAUGACUAAGUUUGGUUGCAACGACUUUGGCCUGAACAAAGGAGAAGAUUUUUUUUAACUGUUCAAUCUCUUGGUAUCUUAAAUCGGUGGAGAAUCGGGAGAUUAAAAGGACUACAGAAUGUUACUUUUAUCUCAAUUUUUUUACUGAUGUUGUUUGUGUAGUGCUUGUUCUGAUCCUCAGAAUGGUAGAAAAAAUAUAUCUUGUUAUCUAGAAAUAGAUUUUUUAAAUAUUUAUUGUGAUAAUAAUUCUUUGUCAAAAGUUGAAGACGUUUUAAUUGUUUCUGUAACAAUAUUUAAAAUGUAAUACAAUACAUAUUAAAAUUUACUUAAAAAACAGGUAAAAUAUUUUUUCCACGGGUGCAUCCAACUUGCAAAUAGUGACAUCAUCAAGUAUAUCUUCAAUGUUUGUCCACACAUAAAAUCAGUUUUGGGGAAAUGGAAUACUUUUACCCAGCGAAUGGGAACGACACGAGUAUCAUAUACUCUGUAAAAGAAGAUUCAUCCUGAAUUUUGUAGAUUUGUGGAAUUCUUAUUUUCAGUAUACUACUGGAACUGUUACAGGUAAACUAAAUAAAACCUCUGUUCUUAUGAGCAGAAGGACAUCCGGGUCCUUUUCACUUUAAAAAGUUGAACAUUGUUAUUUUACUCUUGAUUUUCCAGGAUGUACUCUCUGAAGUAGGAGUCCUUUGUAUCUGCAGAUUUUCGAAUGCAUAUGUGUAAGAGUUCUGCUUUUUAAUAUAGACUUUGACUGCGCUGACUGUGCCAUUCAUUACAUGAUAACAUUAAUUAAUGUUAGUCAGUUUAGAAGCCGUUAUUCUUUGUAUGCUUUCUUGUCAUUUGUGUACAUGUUGAGUGUAGGCAGCCACAGUCCUAUGAGAACGCUUGAAACACUUCUUGUGGUGGGCCCUGCUGUUGUUUUUGUUUUGUUGGUAGCCGCAAACAAUUAUAAUCAAGGCUGGACUUCCGAGAUAAAGCUGACAGUAAGUACAUGUGAGGCUGGAUUUCCUGUUUUGCUGUCUGCACCCUGAUCCACAAAGUGUAAAGAUUUUUGUAAGGACAUCCUCUAGAGGAGUAAACAAUGGCUGACAGGUUAUUAUUAUCCCGUAGAUAUCUAUAGACUUAGAGUGGCACAAAGUAGAACAUUUGUGAGAUAAUUGUGCUCUUUGUGAAAAAUUAAAAAAUCCUCCAAGAA